Messenger RNA from Mycotypha africana, 2167 nucleotides. RefSeq names its product AMP-dependent synthetase/ligase. The transcript has 10 exons. The coding region runs from base 255 to 1994 and encodes 579 amino acids. The record is from RefSeq and is a predicted model, not a curated record. Gene Ontology annotation, molecular function: long-chain fatty acid-CoA ligase activity. Gene Ontology annotation, biological process: long-chain fatty acid metabolic process. NCBI's taxonomy places the organism in Eukaryota, Fungi, Mucoromycota, Mucoromycetes, Mucorales, Mycotyphaceae. Gene Ontology annotation, cellular component: endoplasmic reticulum; membrane.
AAAAGACAAGUGUCUCUGCAGACCCAAAUACAGAAAAAAAGGCAAAGAAGAAAAAAAAAUGCUAAGAUCCUGUGUAACUAUCACUCAAAAAGGGAAAUCAAGCUGAGUGAUUGGGUGGAUGUUACCCUUUACCGCUCUGAGUCUGAAAAGAGGCAAUCCUUCAUGAAUCAUCUGUGCUGUACCUGUUUUUGGUUUUUUUUUUUCUUUCUUCCUUUUCAUUCAUCGACUGCACUUCUUUCGAACCAUUCUACCGCAUGAGUCUAGAAUUAGACACUGUCAGUUAUGCUCUCAUCAGUUCUAUUGUGGGAGCAGCCGCUUUGCUCUCCAUUCGCAAUUCAAAAUCACCCGACAUUCAUCCUUUGUUGCUGAAUACACAAUCAGACGUCUCGCGUCUUCGUCAUCCAGAAGAAAGCGCCGUUUAUCGUUCACGCAUGUAUCCCAUGGGCACUCCUCUGUGCUCUACCUUUGACCGUUCUAUUCGCACCUUGGCUGACCUUUACAAGUUGGCCGGUGGUGGCGGUAGUGCUGCUGGUCUGGAUAAACAUGCCGAAGAAGAAUUUUUAUUGGCCAAUGCUACGACAAACGACUAUUUGUCUUAUGGUGCGGUCAGUAAGAAAUUGAAGCCUAUUUAUCAUGGUCUUAGAACCACAGCUCAAUUGGUUCCUGGAAACGAUACCCAUUCUUUUGUCGGCUUGUACGGUAGGCAUUCUCACUACACCACCAUCACAGAAAUAGCAUGUCACUCGCAUGGAUUAGUCACCCUUCCUAUUGCCUACAACGCACCUUCUUCUCACGUCUCUCAUGUUCUCCAAAAGGCGUUGCUUCAAUGUCUUUUGAUAGAUGAGGAUCUGUUAGACCGAGUACUCGCCUUGAUCAAUGGGGGUAACAAGGGUGCUCUGAAGCAGAUAGUUGUUUUGCCCUCUUCAAAGACGUACACUGUCACGAAUGAAAAGAAACAAUUGGCAAAAGAGAACGGAGUGGAUAUCAUGACAUUCGAUGAACUUGAAGAGCACGGGGCUGCUGCUGCUGCUGCUGCUGCUGCUACCGCCAGUGAUAAAAUGGACGAAAGAGUGAUUGCACCUACUGAUAUUGCCAGUAUCUAUUUCACGUCUUCUAUUCGAAAGGAUGCAAAACACGGUGUCGUUUUGACACAUAAGAAUCUAUUAUCCAGCAUAGCUUCCUAUUUAUUGGUUAUUCCACCUCAACAAAGAUUUACGACAAAGGAUCGUCUAUUGCUCAGCCUGCCACUAGACAAUGUCUUUGGACAUGUUUUAGCGACAGCAGUAAGUGUGAUGGGAGGUUCUAUUGCCUUCCUUGGUGACGAUGAAGCGGAAGACGUUUUCACGAGCGAUAAAAAGUCCAUGGUUGCUCAUCUGAAGCCUACCCUUCUUGCGAGUGGUCCUGCUUUCUUACAACAAGCAAAGCAAUGGAUUGAAUCUCAUUAUGGUACAUCAUUUUUGUUUAAACGAGGAUACAAUGUAAAAAAAGCAUUCCUUGAAGACGGCCGUUUGGUCAGUGACUGUAAAUAUGAUAUGCUCGUGUUCCGCGCUAUCCGACAGACGCUAUUUGGAGGCAAUUUAAGAUUGAUCUAUAUCGACAAUGAUGACAGUACAGAUACAGACUUGGCCAUGUUCCUUCGCAUCGUUCUCUGUACACAAGUUCUACAAGCCUUCAAUAUGACCGAAACGACGUCUUCCAUUGUUGCCUCCAUGUUUUACGACUACAAUGCAGAUCCUGAAGCCAAAGGGGCUCCUUUACCUUGUAACGAAAUCAAGUUGGUCGACGUACCUGAAAUGAACUUGACCGCUGAGGACAUGCCUAACCCGCGUGGUGAAAUCUGGGUCCGUGGAAAUAAUGUCUUGACGACUUAUUACAACGACAUAGACAGUAGUGUCACCUCAGACGUGCUGGGCAGUGAUGGUUGGUUGAUGACAGGUUAUUUGGGUGAGAUGUUGCCUAACGGAACCGUCAAGGUGAUCGGAAGAAAGCAUUAGCCCCUUUUUUUCUUUUUUUGUUUCUGACUAUCAACAUGUUGCAUCAACAUUCCCUAUCUCAUCCUCUUUUUUUUCUUUUUGUUUUCUUUUGGCAACACGAUUCAAAUGUGUGUUACCAUCAUGUGUAAAAUAAUAAAAUAUUCCAAAGAAUAACUCUUUUUUUUUUUUUUUUU